AUGGAUUCACAGAUCAUUACUAAAUAUGUUUACGAACUACUGCAAAAAGAAUGCCACUUGAAGAAAGUAACCCUCCCAGUUGAUGCGACUGAGAGUGAACCAAAGAGCUUUAUCUUUAUGAGCGAAGAUGCAUUAACAAAUCCUGACAAGCUGUUGGUCCUAAUUCACGGUAAUGGCGUUGUCAGAGCCGGUCAGUGGGCUAGGAGACUUAUAAUUAAUGAAGAUCUGGACAGUGGCACGCAGAUACCAUAUAUAAAGAGAGCUACUGAGGAAGGCUAUGGAGUAAUAGUACUGAAUCCCAAUGAGAACUAUAUUGAAGUGGAGAAGACAAAAGCCCAAGUACAGCUGUCUUCUGAUAGCUCAGAUGAACCUGCAGAAAAGAGGGAAAGAAAAGAUAAAAUCCAGAAGGAAACAAAGAAGCGACGUGACUUCUACGAAAAGUAUCGAAAUCCACAAAAAGAAAAAGAAACUAUGCACAUGUAUAUUAGAAAAUACCUUGCUACUGAGUAUGGGAAACAAAAGGAUGCACAUACGUAUUCAAAGUCACCAACAGGGCACUGCUUUUUCUCUCGGCUGCUUUUUACGAGAGAUGCCAUUCUGCCCACCAGCCAGACCCGGCUUCUACAAGGGGGCGACCAGGCUUGUCUCAAGGUCCAUCAGAAGCUCAUGGACGAUGUCGCUGUCUUGUCCAGAAAGGCAUUCGGUCAGCAUGCUGGCCCAGGGUCCCCUCGUGGAAAGCGAGCCUUUUUUUGA
Fulmarus glacialis (Northern fulmar) is the source of this 753-nucleotide messenger RNA. Its product is annotated as protein FAM172A-like. The coding region runs from base 1 to 753 and encodes 250 amino acids. Gene Ontology annotation, cellular component: nucleus. Lineage: Eukaryota; Metazoa; Chordata; Aves; Procellariiformes; Procellariidae. The transcript is spliced from 5 exons. Gene Ontology annotation, molecular function: siRNA binding. The record is from RefSeq and is a predicted model, not a curated record. Gene Ontology annotation, biological process: regulatory ncRNA-mediated heterochromatin formation.